UUCUCGAAUAUCGGAUAUUAUCCAAUCUACAAUUUAUCCUACCUCUACAUUAUCAAAUCCGAACCAACCUCCAAUCGGGGAACAUCAACCUUCUCAAGAACUUGAUGCUUAUAAAACUUUUGGAAAGCAGUUGCAGACAAUUCCUCCUUCCAAUGAAAUUAUUUCACUAGCUGAUUUGGAAGAUGAUCCCUGCGCUAGUUGUGCAGAUCCAUGCUUUGAUCAUAAAAGCUACCCUCCGUACUUAAAGAUAGAUUAUAAAUCUACUCUGGAAGGAACUGUAAAACCAUAUAUAAAACAUGUUUUAAUAUCAACUGGAAAAUCUGAUUGGAAUUCUCAUAUUGAGGAUGAGUGUGGAAGUUUGGCUGCUAAUUUAAAUAAAGUCAUCAAAUGUGAUUCUGAAAAAAAAAAUUCUCAAAAAGAAAAAAAGAAAGAUUCUCCAAGGAAAGAAAAGAGAAAUAAAGUUGAAGCUGGUUAUGUUAACGCAAAUGGUGAAAUAGAAAAACCAAGAAUAGUCAUUACUAAUAGUGAUCGACUAAAUUCUGAUAAUGAUCCUUCGUUUACUAAAGGAAAUGACAUUCUUUUAUUUCCUGAUAAUAUCCUUAUUCGAAAUGUGCCUCCGAAAUAUGCUUCAGAUUUUUAUAAAAAGUUUUUAUUGUCAACCCUGGAUGAAAAAGAUCUAUACACUUCUUUCAAUUUUACGGUCGAACCAAUGCCAUACAAAGCUGUUAUUGUUAUAUGUUCUCAUAAACGUCGUGAUAAAAGGUGUGGAAUCACUGGUCCAAUACUAAAAGAUGAAUUUAACAAAGUAUUAAAGGAAAAAGGAUUAGAUUUGGAAAAUAAUAAUAACGGUGUCGCUGUACUUCUUAGCAGUCAUACUGGAGGUGGAAGAUUGGAUUGGUAA
Molecule: messenger RNA, 901 nt
Organism: Racocetra fulgida
Lineage: Eukaryota; Fungi; Glomeromycota; Glomeromycetes; Diversisporales; Gigasporaceae
Source: the annotation of a GenBank genome assembly